Molecule: messenger RNA, 1715 nt
Organism: Diuraphis noxia (Russian wheat aphid)
Lineage: Eukaryota; Metazoa; Arthropoda; Insecta; Hemiptera; Aphididae
Product: glutaryl-CoA dehydrogenase, mitochondrial
Biological process (GO): fatty-acyl-CoA biosynthetic process; fatty acid beta-oxidation using acyl-CoA dehydrogenase
Cellular component (GO): mitochondrial inner membrane
Molecular function (GO): fatty-acyl-CoA binding; glutaryl-CoA dehydrogenase activity; flavin adenine dinucleotide binding
Source: RefSeq, a predicted model, not a curated record
CCGGUUACGCGUGCGUUCACGACGACUGAUAACAGAUAUCAGAUUUUUUUAAUUAUUUUUUCGUCUGAUASMAUAAAUGCAUAAUGUUAUUGACAUAGUUUUUUUUGUAAACACUUCGGUUUUCUUCGAUCAUAAGUGUCGUAAACAUUUUCGACUACCACAAUACUGAUUAACCACCUGUGGAGUUGUUCCGGACCUCCGUCACGAUGCAGAACUCAACGUCAAGGGUGUUGAGACAUUAUUUGCGACGUCGAUGUAGUAUACGUUUCACGUCGAGUGCAUCGAGUUUUGACUGGGAAGAUGCUCUAAACCUCGAACACAAUUUAACGGACGAUGAACGACAGUUGAAAGCCUCGUUCAGGGACUUCUGUCAGAAAUCCCUCAUGCCCAGAAUAUUGAAAUCGAACCGCGAUGCCGUUUACGAAAAAGAUGUGCUCAAAGACAUGGCGUCAAUGGGUGCAUUGGGAUGUACUAUCGGCGCCUACGGUUGUACCAAAGUGUCACAGGUCGGAUACGGUCUCAUCGCCAGAGAAGUAGAAAGAGUCGACAGUGCAUAUAGAUCCGCCCUGAGCGUCCAAUCGUCGCUGGUCAUGCACGCGAUUCACGCGUACGGCACCGAAGAGCAACGGGAACGGUACCUACCGCGGCUGGCCACCGCUGACCUAGUGGGUAGCUUUUGCCUGACCGAACCGAACGCCGGAAGUGACAUCGGUACGAUGGAGAGUAAAGCCAAGUACAACGCGGACACCAAGUCUUACGUACUGAACGGCGCCAAGACGUGGAUAACCAACGCACCGGUGGCCGACGUGUUCGUGGUGUGGGCCAGGUGCGAUGAUGGCCGCGUCCGAGGGUUUUUGGUGGAAAGGGGCACAGCUGGCCUUUCGACUGCCGUAAUACCCGGAAAAAUGUCGCUGAGGGCGUCCAGCACCGGAUCUGUGUACAUGGACAACGUGAUAAUCGUCAUGAUUUAUCGCCGUCGGUUUUUUUCAGGACCUUUCGGCUGCUUGAACCACGCCCGGUACGGAAUCGCGUGGGGGGCUUUCGGGGCGGCCGAAGCAUGCUUGUCCGUUUCCCGGGCGUAUUGCCUGGAUCGCAAACAAUUUGGCAAACCGUUGGCCGCCACGCAACUAAUCCAGAAGAAAUACGCCGACAUGGUCACCGAGAUAUCCAUCGGGCUGCUGGCGUGUCUGCAAGUGGGCAGGUUAAAGGAACAAGGAUUGGCCACACCGGAAAUGGUAUCGYUGAUAAAGAGGAACUCGACCGGCAAAUCGUUGGACAUCGYGAGGUGGGCGAGGGACACGCUCGGGGGAAACGGCAUUAGCGACGAGUACCACGUGAUCAGACAUCUCAUAAAUCUGGAAACCGUUCACACCUACGAAGGCACGUACGACGUCCAUGGUCUAAUAUUGGGCAGAGCGAUCACUGGUAUUCAAGCGUUCAAAUAGUACGACGGCCGCGAAAUCAAAAACUUCGGAGACCAGCUUAAGGAAAACCAAAAAAUAAAUAAAUAAAUAAUAAUUGUGAUAUAUAUGUAUACCAAUUUAGUCACUUAAAUGUUACCGAUUAACCGAGCUUCACAUAUCGAUCGCAAUUCAUUAUAUAUGCUGACAAAGGUCUUAUAACGUCUUUUGGCUUGCAGUGCAUCACAAAAUACGCGUAUAGGUAUACGUAUUGUUUGUGAAUUGUGCAUAUUAAUAAAAUAUUUUUAUCUUGAA